Messenger RNA from Anarrhichthys ocellatus (wolf-eel), 2872 nucleotides. RefSeq names its product calcium/calmodulin-dependent protein kinase (CaM kinase) II gamma 2 (gene camk2g2). The transcript is spliced from 23 exons. The coding region runs from base 129 to 1997 and encodes 622 amino acids. The record is from RefSeq and is a predicted model, not a curated record. NCBI's taxonomy places the organism in Eukaryota, Metazoa, Chordata, Actinopteri, Perciformes, Anarhichadidae. Gene Ontology annotation, biological process: protein phosphorylation. Gene Ontology annotation, molecular function: ATP binding; calmodulin binding; calcium/calmodulin-dependent protein kinase activity.
UCUUCUCUCAGAGCUCGAGCCUCUCUUCCCCCUCUCUGCCUUCACGAGUUCUCCUCUCCAAACCUGCGCGAGGCGGCCACUGAAGCGCGAGGCGAUUCCCCCCUCUCCCCCGAAACACUUCUGUCAACAUGUCUACAGUUGUAACCUCGACCAGAUUCACAGACGAAUAUCAGCUGUUCGAGGAACUCGGAAAGGGUGCCUUCUCUAUCGUCCGCCGAUGCGUCAAGAAGUCCACCGGCCAGGAGUAUGCUGCUAAAAUCAUCAACACAAAAAAGCUCUCGGCCAGAGAUCACCAGAAGCUGGACCGGGAGGCCAGGAUCUGUCGUCUGCUGAAACAUCCAAACAUAGUACGACUCCAUGACAGCAUCUCAGAGGAAGGCUUCCAUUACCUGGUUUUUGACCUCGUCACUGGAGGGGAGCUGUUUGAGGACAUUGUCGCUAGAGAGUAUUACAGCGAGGCCGAUGCCAGCCACUGCAUCAAUCAGAUCCUGGAGAGCGUCAGUCACAUCCACCAGCAUGACAUUGUGCACAGGGACCUCAAGCCUGAGAACCUGCUGCUGGCCAGUAAGAUGAAGGGAGCCGCGGUGAAGCUUGCAGACUUCGGUCUUGCCAUCGAGGUGCAGGCAGACCAACAGGCAUGGUUUGGUUUUGCAGGAACUCCAGGCUAUCUGUCCCCAGAGGUGUUGAGAAAGGACCCGUACGGCAAGCCAGUGGACAUAUGGGCGUGUGGUGUAAUCCUGUACAUCUUGUUGGUGGGCUACCCUCCCUUCUGGGACGAGGACCAACACAAACUCUACCAACAAAUCAAGGCCGGUGCAUAUGACUUUCCUUCUCCAGAGUGGGACACAGUGACCCCCGAGGCCAAAAAUCUGAUCAAUCAGAUGUUAACGAUUAACCCUGCCAAAAGGAUCACUGCCGACCAGGCCAUCAAGCAUCCCUGGGUCUGCCAACGCUCCACUGUGGCCUCCAUGAUGCACCGCCAAGAGACUGUGGAGUGUCUGCGCAAGUUCAACGCCAGACGAAAACUUAAAGGAGCUAUCCUCACAACAAUGCUGGUGUCCAGGAACUUUUCAGUGGGACGGCAGCAUACCAGCCCUGCCGCUACCACCAGCACGGCCGCAAUGACACAGGAAGCAUGCAAAACCUUACUAAACAAAAAGUCGGACGGUGUGAAGUCGCAGGGAAACAACAGUAAAAACAGUGUAGUAAGCAGCAGCAGCACCAAAGACAGCAGCAUGUCAUCUUCAGCACCAAUGGAAGCCCAGACAACUGUCGUACACAACCCAGCUGACGGCACCAAGGGCUCCACAGAGAGUUGCAAUAACACAGAAGAGGAGGAGAUGAAAGGUAGGAAAGUGGCUGCCUGUGAGUCUACUGGUUCAGACAGUGCAGUGGUAAGCCAGUGCAGCACCACUGAGGAACAGACCCAGACCCUGUCUACUCGCUGCCCACCACCUACCUCUGGUCCCCUGCAGGAGGCUGCUAGCAGCCCCAGUGUCCCUCAGACCAGUCCAGCUCAGAGCUCCUGUCUCGGUCCUGAACCAGAGUCCGCUCUGGCGCCUCCCGCAGGCGUCAGCCGCAACCUGCAGCAGACUCGUAAACAGGAGAUAAUAAAGAUGACAGAGCAGUUGAUUGAAGCCAUCAACAAUGGGGACUUCGAUGCUUACACGAUGAUCUGUGACCCUGGACUGACUUCCUUUGAGCCGGAGGCUCUUGGAAACCUGGUGGAGGGCAUGGACUUUCACAAGUUCUACUUUGACAACCUGCUGAGUAAAAACAGCAAGCCAGUGCACACCACCAUCCUCAACCCCCACGUCCAUCUGAUCGGCGAGGAUGCCGCCUGCAUCGCUUACAUCCGCCUGACGCAGUACAUGGACAGCCAAGGCCGGCCGCGCUCCUGCCAGUCGGAGGAGACGCGCGUGUGGCAUCGCCGCGAUGCCAAAUGGCUCAACGUGCACUUCCAUUGCUCAGGAGCACCAGCUGCACCACUGCAGUGAACUGUGAACCCAGGCCCAGCUUUGCCUGAACUCUAAAGCUGUUUGGAGCAUUUAUCUCCGUGGUCGGAUUGGUGCCUGGAUCCUGACCAGGAAGAAGCUGCUUGGAAAGUUGUAAAAACAUAAAAGUGGGCGAAAACACACAUUAUAAAUUAAACAAAAAAAAAAAUAAGAAGCCGAUUUCAAAAGCUUGCCUGAAAGACCAAUCACACAGACCAACACCAAUCCAGUCCAACCCUAGCUAUGUGAUGUUGGGGCCCGGCGGACGUCAGCCCCUUCUUGCAGAUGGUGCAUGCUUCUGGUGGCGACAGAGGGGCGAUGCCGUCCUUGGUCUUUGUCUCCCAUGGCCUUUAUUUCCCCGUCUGUUUUGUCUGCUAUCAGGAAAAGUAUUAUAACCGUUCUAUAAACAGAAAAAAAGUACACAUAGUUCACACACAUAGUGAAUAGAACGGGGGCAGCAAGUAUACUAUUGGAAAAAUGCGAUUUGUGUUUUGUUUUGUAGAGAGCAGCAGAAUGUCCGCUAAUAGAAUUACUGUUUGUUUCACGGGUAUAUCUGGCUUGGGUUUAUGGGAACUAGAGCGACUAAUAUCAACUUAAUAUCAGAAUUCAACAUCCAUUUUAGGUGUCACAAGUUUUAAAGGGGUUCUUGAAAAAGGAUAAAUCUUAAUCAAAAAGGGUCGAUUUAGUUUGAUAGAAUUGUGUAUAAAUAGGAGAAAGGGGGAAACGGGAUCUAUUUUCAGGGUGUAGGGAAGCCAGUUAAGCAUGCGUGUUAUUUUUUAUUUAUUUGUUUUGCCUUGAGGUCCCGAGGUGUAAAUACCAACACACACGCACACACACACUCAAGGUCCCUACGCUCCAGCCUUUAGGGUUAAGCCUCU